Molecule: messenger RNA, 12587 nt
Organism: Rhinopithecus roxellana (golden snub-nosed monkey)
Lineage: Eukaryota; Metazoa; Chordata; Mammalia; Primates; Cercopithecidae
Gene: MUC2
Product: mucin 2, oligomeric mucus/gel-forming
Cellular component (GO): extracellular matrix
Molecular function (GO): protein binding
Source: RefSeq, a predicted model, not a curated record
AUGGGGCUGCCACUAGCCCCUCUGGCGGCUGUCUGCCUGGCCCUGUCUGUGGCAGGGGGCUCGGAGCUCCAGACAGAGGGCAGAACCCGAAACCAUGGCCACAACGUCUGCAGCACCUGGGGCAACUUCCACUACAAGACCUUCGACGGGGACAUUUUCCGCUUCCCCGGCCUCUGCGACUACAACUUCGCCUCCGACUGCCGAGGCUCCUACAAGGAGUUUGCCGUGCACUUAAAGCGGGGCCCGGGCCAGGCUGAGGCCCCCGCUGGGGUCGAGUCCAUCCUGCUGACCAUCAAGGAUGACACCAUCUACCUCACCCGCCACCUGGCUGUGCUGAACGGGGCCAUGGUCAGCACCCCACACUACAGCCCCGGGCUGCUCAUCGAGAAGAGCGACGCCUACACCAAAGUCUACUCCCGCAUCGGCCUCACCCUCCUGUGGAACCGGGAGGACGCCCUCAUGCUGGAGCUGGACAGUAAGUUCCAGAACCACACCUGUGGCCUCUGCGGGGACUACAACGGCCUACAGAGCUAUUCAGAAUUCCUCUCUGACGGCGUGCUCUUCAGUCCCCUGGAGUUCGGGAACAUGCAGAAGAUCAACCAGCCCGAUGUGGUGUGCGAGGACCCCGGGGAGGAAGUGGCCGUCGCAUCCUGCUCCGAGCACCGUGCCGAGUGUGAGAGGUUGCUGACCGCCGAAGCCUUCGCGGACUGCCAGGACCUGGUGCCGCUGGAGCCGUAUCUGCGCGCCUGCCAGCAGGACCGCUGCCAGUGUCCGGGCGGUGACACCUGCAUCUGCAGCACUGUGGCCGAGUUCUCCCGCCAGUGCUCCCACGCCGGCGGCCGGCCCGGGAACUGGAGGACUGCCACGUUCUGCCCCAAGACCUGCCCCGGGAACCUGGUGUACCUGGAGAGUGGCUCGCCCUGCAUGGACACCUGCUCACACCUGGAGGGGAGCAGCCUGUGCGAGGAGCACCGCAUGGACGGCUGUUUCUGCCCGGAAGGCACCGUGUAUGACGACAUCAGGGGCAGCGGCUGCGUUCCCGUGAGCCAGUGCCACUGCAGGCUACAAGGACACCUGUACACACCGGGCCAGGAGAUCACCAAUGACUGCGAGCAGUGUGUCUGUAACGCUGGCCGCUGGGUGUGCAAAGACCUGCCCUGCCCUGGCACCUGCGCCCUGGAAGGCGGCUCCCAUAUCACCACCUUCGAUGGGAAGACGUACACCUUCCAUGGGGACUGCUACUACGUCCUGGCCAAGGGUGACCACAAUGAUUCCUACGCUCUCCUGGGCGAGCUGGCCCCCUGCGGCUCCACGGACAAGCAGACCUGCCUGAAGACCGUGGUGCUGCUGGCCGACAAGAAGAAGAAUGUGGUCGUCUUCAAGUCUGAUGGCAGCGUGCUGCUCAACGAGCUGCAGGUGAACCUGCCCCACGUGACCGCGAGCUUCUCCAUCUUCCGCCCGUCUUCCUACCACAUCAUCGUGAGCAUGGCCAGUGGCCUCCGGCUGCAGGUGCAGCUGGCCCCAAUCAUGCAACUCUUCCUGACGCUGGACCAGGCCUCCCAGGGGCAGGUGCAGGGCCUCUGCGGGAACUUCAACGGCCUGGAAAGUGAUGACUUCAAGACGGCCAGUGGGCUGGUGGAGGCCACAGGGGCCGGCUUCGCCAACACCUGGAAGGCACAGUCAAGCUGCCAUGACAAGCUGGACUGGCUGGACGAUCCCUGCUCCCUGAACAUCGAGAGUGCCAACUACGCCGAGCACUGGUGCUCCCUCCUGAAGAAGGCAGAGACCCCCUUUGGCAGGUGCCACUCGGUCGUGGACCCCGCUGAGUAUUACAAGAGGUGCAAAUAUGACACAUGCAACUGCCAGAACAACGAGGACUGCCUGUGCGCCGCCCUGUCCUCCUACGCGCGCGCCUGUGCUGCCAAGGGGGUCAUGCUGUGGGGCUGGCGGGACCGUGUCUGCAACAAGGAUGUGGGCUCCUGCCCCAACUCGCAGGUCUUCCUGUACAACCUGACUAGCUGCCAGCAGACCUGCCAUUCCCUCUCUGAGGCCGACAGCCACUGUCUUGAGGGCUUUGCGCCUGUGGACGGCUGCGGCUGCCCUGACCACACCUUCCUGGACGAGAAGGGCCGCUGCGUGCCCCUGGCCAAGUGCUCCUGCUACCACCGCGGCCUCUACCUGGAGGCGGGGGACGUGGUCGUCAGGCAGGAAGAACGAUGUGUGUGCCGGGACGGGAGGCUGCACUGUAGGCAGAUACAUCUGAUCAGCCAGAGCUGCACGGCCCCGAAGAUCCAUGUGGACUGCAGCAACCUGACCGCACUGGCCAUCUCGAAGCCCCGAGCCCUCAGCUGCCAGACGCUGGCCGCCGGCUAUUACCACACAGAGUGUGUCAGUGGCUGUGUGUGCCCCGAUGGGCUGAUGGACGACGGCCGGGGCGGCUGUGUGGAGGAGAAGGAAUGCCCUUGCUUCCAUAACAAGGACCUAUAUUCCCCCGGGGCCAAGAUCAAGGUGGACUGCAAUACCUGCACCUGCCAGAGGGGACGCUGGGUGUGCACCCAGGCUUUGUGCCACGGCACCUGCUCCAUUUACGGAAGUGGCCACUACAUCACCUUUGACGGGAAGUACUAUGACUUUGACGGACACUGCUCCUAUGUGGCUGUGCAGGACUACUGCGGCCAGAACUCCUCACUGGGCUCAUUCAGCAUCAUCACUGAGAACGUCCCCUGUGGCACGACGGGCGUCACCUGCUCCAAGGCCAUCAAGAUCUUCAUUGGGAGGACGGAGCUGAAGUUGGAAGACAAGCACCGUGUGGUGAUUCAGCGUGAUGAGGGUCACCAUGUGGCCUACACCACCCGGGAAGUGGGCCAGUACCUGGUGGUGGAGUCCAGCACGGGCAUCAUCGUCAUCUGGGACAAGAGGACCACCGUGUUCAUCAAGCUGGCUCCCUCCUACAAGGGCACAGUGUGUGGCCUGUGCGGGAACUUUGAUGACCGCUCCAACAAUGACUUCACCACACGGGACCACAUGGUGGUGAGCAGCGGGCUGGACUUUGGGAACAGCUGGAAGGAGGCCUCCACCUGCCCGGACGUGAGCACCAACCCCGAGCCCUGCAGCCUGAACCCGCACCGCCGCUCCUGGGCCGAGAAGCAGUGCAGCAUCCUCAAAAGCGAUGUGUUCAGCAUCUGCCAUGGCAAGGUGGACCCCAAGCCCUUCUACGAGGCCUGCGUGCACGACUCGUGCUCCUGUGACACGGGUGGGGACUGUGAGUGCUUCUGCUCUGCCGUGGCCUCCUAUGCCCAGGAGUGUACCAAAGAGGGGGCCUGCGUGUUCUGGAGGACGCCAGACCUGUGCCCCAUAUUCUGUGACUACUACAACCCUCCACAUGAGUGUGAGUGGCACUAUGAGCCGUGUGGGAACCGGAGCUUCGAGACCUGCAGGACCAUCAACGGCAUCCACUCCAACAUCUCCGUGUCCUACCUGGAGGGCUGCUAUCCCCGGUGCCCCAAGGACAGGCCCAUCUAUGACGAGGACCUGAAGAAGUGUGUCACUGCAGACAAGUGUGGCUGCUACAUCGAGGACACCCACUACCCACCUGGAGCAUUGGUUCCCACCGAGGAGAUCUGCAAGUCUUGUGUGUGCACCAACUCCUCCCAAGUCAUCUGCAGGCCAGAGGAAGGAAAGAUUCUCAACCAGACCCAGGAUGGCGCCUUCUGCUACCAGGAGCUCUGUGGCCCCAAUGGGACGGUGGAACAGCACUUCUACAUCUGUCCCACUGUGCCACUCUCGUCCACCCUGACUACCUCCACCACCGUCCCCCUCUCCACCACCCCCACCACCUUCACCACCACCACCACCACCACCACCACGCUGACCUCCAGCACAGUUUUAUCAACAACGCCGUAGACGUGCUGCUUCUGGUCUGACUGGAUCAACGAGGACCACCCCAGCAGUGGCAGCGACGGCGGCGACCGAGAGACAUUUGAUGGGGUCUGCAGGGCCCCUGAGGACAUCGAGUGCAGGUCGGUCAAGGAUCCUCACCUCAGCUUGGAGGAGGUAGGCCAGAAGGUGCAGUGUGACGUCUCUGUUGGGUUCAUUUGCAAGAAUGAAGACCAGUUUGAAAAUGGACCAUUUGGACUGUGUUACGACUACAUGAUACGUGUCCAUUGUUGCCUGCCCACGGCUUGUACCACCACCGCUCCACCAACCACCACUCCCAGCCCCCCAACAACCACCACAACCACCCCUCCACCAACCACACUCAGCCCCCAACAACCACCCAACAAACAAAACCACUUCAGCCCCCCCAACCACCCAAACUCCCGCCUACACACCAACCACAACCACCCACCACCAACUUAUCCCACCACCACUCACCCUCCAACACACCACGGCCACCCCUCCACAACCACCCCUCUAGCCCCCAACACCACCACAACCACCCCUCCACCCACCCCUCUACCCCCCACAACCACCACCCACCCUCCCCAACAACCACUCCCACCUCCAACAACCACCACAACCACCCCUCCCAGCCCUACAACAACCACCACGGCCACCCCUCCACCAACCACCACUCCCAGCCCUCCAACAACCACCACAACCACCCCUCUACCAACCACCACUCCCAGCCCUUCAACAACCACCACUCCCAGCCCCCCAACAACCACCACAACCACCCCUCCACCAACCACCACUCCCAGCCCUCCAACAACCACCACAACCACCCCUCCCAGCCCUCCACAACCACCACAACCACCCCUCCACCAACCACCACGCCCUCCAACAACCACCACAACCACCACUCCCCCCAACAACCACCACGGCCACCCCUCCACCAACCACCACUCCUAUCCCUCCAACAACCACUCCCAGCCCCCCAACAACCACCACAACCACCCCUCCACCAACCACCACUACCAGCCCUCCAACAACCACCACAACCACCCCUCCACCAACCACCACUCCCACCCCUCCAACAACCACCACAACUACCACUCCCAGCCCUCCAACAACCACCACAACCACGCCUCCACCAACCACCCCUCCCAGCCCUCCAACAACCACCCCACCAUCACCCUCCACCACCACCCCACUCCACCAACCACCACUCCCAGCCCUCCAACAACCACCACAACCCACCACUCCCAGCCCUCCACCAACCACCACAACCACCCCCACCAACCACCCCCCCAGCCCCCAACAACCACCACCUCCCCCUCCACCAACCACCACUCCAACCAGCCCCACCUCCCAGCCCUCCAACAACCACCACAACCACACUCCCAGCCCUACAACAACCACCACCCCUCCAACAACCACCACAACCACCACUCCCAGCCCUCCAACAACCACCACGGCCACCCCUCCACCAAACACCACUCCUAUCCCUCCAACAACCACUCCCAGCCCUCCAACAACCACCACAACCACCACUCCCAGCCCUCCAACAACCACCACGGCCACCCCUCCACCAACCACCACUCCUAUCCCUCCAACAACCACUCCCAGCCCUCCAACAACCACCACAACCACCCCUCCACUAACCACCACUCCCAGCCCUCCAAUAACCACAACCACCCCUUCACCAACUACCACUCCCAGCCCUCCAACAACCACCACUCCCAGCCCUCUACCAACCACCACUCCCAUCCCUCCAACAACUACUACUCUCCCUCCAUCAAAAACUACUUCUGCAUUUUCAACAUUCUCAACGACAACCCCUACUACCCCUACUACCCCAUGCUAUGCAAAAAUGAAGACCAAAAGCCAGGUGGGGUCAUUCCUAUGCCCUUCUGCCUCAACUAUGAGAUGAACGUUCAGUGCUGUAAGUGUAUCACCCAACCCACGACCAUGACAACCACCACCACAGAGACCCCAACCUCAACACCCACCAAAACCAUCACCACCACAGAGACUCCAACUCUGACACCCACCACCACAGAGACUCUGACCCCAACACCCAUCACCACCAGCACUACAGUGACCACAACAACCCCCACCAGCACACAAACCCCAACCCCAAUGUCGACCACCACCACUACAGUGACCCCAACCCCGACACCUACUACAACAGAGAACCCAACAGCGACACCUAUCACCACCAACACUACGGUGACACCAACCCCAACACACACAAGCACACAGACCCCAACCUCGACACCUAUCACUACCACCACUACAGUGACAUCAACCCCCACACCCACCACCACACAGAUCCCAACCCCGACACCCACCAGCACACAGACCCCAACCCCAACACCCAUCACCACCACCACCACGACAGUGACCUCAACCCCAACACCCACCAGCACACAGACCCCAACUCCAACAUCCAUCACCACCACCACUACAGUGACCUCAACCCCAAUAUCCACCAGCACACAGACUCCAACCCCAACACCCAUCACCACCACCAUGACAGUGACCCCAACCCCGACAACCAUCACCACCACCACUUCGGUGACAUCAACCCCAACGCCCACCAGCACACAGACUCCAACCCCAACACCCACCAGCACACAGACCCCAACCACUCCAACAACACCUAUCACCACCACCACUACAGUGACCCCAACCACAACACCCACCACCACCACCACAGAGACCCCAACCCCAACACCCACCACCACCACUACAGUGACCCCAACCCCGGCACCUACAACCACAGAGACCCCAACCCCAACACCUACCAACACAGGGACACCAACCCCAACACCCACUGGCACACAGACCUCAACCCCGACAUCCAUCACCACCACCACUACGGUGACCCCAACCACAACAUCCACCAGCACACAGACUUCAACCCCGACACCCAUCACCACCACCACGACAGUGACCCCAACCCCGACAACCAUCACCACCACCACUUCGGUGACAUCAACCCCAACGCCCACCAGCACGCAGACUCCAACCCCAACACCCACCAGCACACAGACCCCAACCACUCCAACAACACCUAUCACCACCACCACUACAGUGACCCCAACCACAACACCCACCACCACCACCACAGAGACCCCAACCCCAACACCCACCACCACCACUACAGUGACCCCAACCACAACACCCACCACCACCACGACAGUGACCCCAACCCCGACAACCAUCACCACCACUUCGGUGACAUCAACCCCAACGCCCACCAGCACACAGACUCCAACCCCAACAUCCACCAGCACACAGACCCCAACAACUCCAACAACACCUAUCACCACCACCACUACGGUGACCCCAACCACAACACCCGCCACCACCACCACAGAGACCCCAACCACAACACCCACCACCACCACGACAGUGACCCCAACCCCGACAACCACCACCACCACUACAGUGACCCCAACCCCGACACCUACAACCACAGAGACCCCAACCCCAACACCUACCAACACAGGGACACCAACCCCAACACCCAAUGGCACACAGACCUCAACCCCGACAUCCAUCACCACCACCACUACGGUGACCCCAACCACAACAUCCACCGGCACACAGACUUCAACCCCGACACCCAUCACCACCACCACGACAGUGACCCCAACCCCGACAACCAUCACCACCACCACUUUGGUGACAUCAACCCCAACGCCCACCAGCACACAGACUCCAACCCCGACACCCACCAGCACACAGACCCCAACCACUCCAACAACACCUAUCACCACCACCACUACAGUGACUCCAACCACAACACCCACCACCACCACCACAGAGACCCCAACCCCAACACCCACCACCACUACAGUGACCCCAACACCGACACCUACAACCACAGAGACCCCAACCCCAACACCUACCAACACAGGGACACCAACCCCAACACCCACUGGCACACAGACCCCAACCCCGACAUCCAUCACCACCACCACUACAGUGACCCCAACCACAACACCCACCACCACCACGACAGUGACCCCAACCCCGACAACCAUCACCACCACCACUUCGGUGACAUCAACCCCAACGCCCACCAGCACACAGACCCCAACCCCGACACCCACCAGCACACAGACCCCAACCACUCCAACAACACCUAUCACCACCACCACUACAGUGACCCCAACCACAACACCCACCACCACCAUGACAGUGACCCCAACCCCGACAACCAUCACCACCACUUUGGUGACAUCAACCCCAACGCCCACCAGCACACAGACCCCAACCCCGACACCCACCAGCACACAGACCCCAACCACUCCAACAACACCUAUCACCACCACCACUACAGUGACCCCAACCACAACACCCACCACCACCAUGACAGUGACCCCAACCCCGACAACAAUCACCACCACUUCGGUGACAUCAACCCCAACGCCCACCAGCACACAGACUCCAACCCGGACACCCACCAGCACACAGACCCCAACAACUCCAACAACACCUAUCACCACCACCACUACAGUGACCCCAACCACAACACCCACCACCACCACCACAGAGACCCCAACCCCAACACCCACCACCACCACUACAGUGACCCCAACCCCGGCACCUACAACCACAGAGACCCCAACCCCAACACCUACCAACACAGGGACACCAACGCCAACACCCACUGGCACACAGACCUCAACCCCGACAUCCAUCACCACCACCACUACGGUGACCCCAACCACAACAUCCACCAGCACACAGACUUCAACCCCGACACCCAUCACCACCACCAUGACAGUGACCCCAACCCCGACAACCAUCACCACCACUUCGGUGACAUCAACCCCAACGCCCACCAGCACACAGACUCCAACCCCAACACCCACCAGCACACAGACCCCAACCACUCCAACAACACCUAUCACCACCACCACUACAGUGACCCCAACCACAACACCCACCACCACCACCACAGAGACCCCAACCCCAACACCCACCACCACCACUACAGUGACCCCAACCCCGACACCUACAACCACAGAGACCCCAACCCCAACACCUACCAACACAGGGACACCAACCCCAACACCCACUGGCACACAGACCUCAACCCCGACAUCCAUCACCACCACCACUACGGUGACCCCAACCACAACAUCCACCGGCACACAGACUUCAACCCCGACACCCAUCACCACCACCACGACAGUGACCCCAACCCUGACAACCAUCACCACCACCACUUCGGUGACAUCAACCCCAACGCCCACCAGCACACAGACUCCAACCCCAACAUCCACCAGCACACAGACCCCAACAACUCCAACAACACCUAUCACCACCACCACUACAGUGACCCCAACCACAACACCCACCACCACCACCACAGAGACACCAACCCCAACACCCACCACCACCACUACAGUGACCCCAACCCCGGCACCUACAACCACAGAGACCCCAACCCCAACACCUACCAACACAGGGACACCAACCCCAACACCCACCAGCACACAGACCCCAACCCUGACACCCAUCACCACCACCACUAUGGUGACAUCAACCCCAACACCUACCACUACAAGCACGGAGCCCCCCAGCCCCACAAGCACAGCACCCAUUUCUGAGUCAACCACAUCCAAACCCCCACCUGAGUCCUCAACCCCUCAGAUAUCUCAGUCCACCUCUUCCCCUCCCACGGAGUCAACCACCCUUUUGAGUACUGCACCACCUACUAUUGAGACGACCAGCACGGCCCCACCCUCCACACCCACGUCACCUACAGCCACCACGACGGGAGGCCACACACUGUCUCCACCGCCCAGCACCACCACAGCCCCUCCAGGCACCCCCACUCACAGUACCACGAUUGGGUCAUCUUCACCCACCACCCCCAGCACUGUGCAGACGACCACCACCAGCGCCUGGACCUCCACGCCGACCCCAGUCUCCACACUCAGCAUCAUCACGACCACAGGCCCGACGCACAGCCCUGCCUCCAUAGCUCCCUGCUGUGUUCUGAACGACACCUACUACGCACCAGGUGAGGUGGUGUACAAUGGCACACUCGGAAACACCUGCUAUUUCGUGAACUGCUCACUGAGCUGUACCUUGGAGAUCUAUAACUGGUCCUGCCCAUCCACACCCUCCCCAACGCCCACGCCCUCCAAGUCGACGCCCACGUCUUCCAAGCCAUCGCCCACGCCCUCCACGCCAACGUCCAGCACCAAGCUCUACGAUUGCCCAGACUUUGAUCCUCCCAGACAGGUGAACGAGACUUGGUGGCUGUGCGACUGCUUCAUGGCCACGUGCAAGUACAACAACAUGGUGGAGAUCGUGAAGGUGGAGUGUAAGCCGCCGCCCAUGCCCACCUGCUCCAAUGGCCUCACCCCCGUGCGCGUCACGGACCCUGACGGCUGCUGCUGGCAUUGGGAAUGUGACUGCUACUGUACGGGCUGGGGGGACCCGCACUAUGUCACCUUCGACGGACUCUACUACAGCUACCAGGGCAACUGCACCUACGUGCUAGUGGAGGAGAUCAGCCCGUCCGUGGACAACUUCGGAGUUUACAUCGAUAACUACCACUGUGACCCCAACGACAAGGUGUCCUGCCCCCGCACCCUCAUCGUGCGCCACGAAACCCAGGAGGUGCUGAUCAAGACCGUGCACAUGAUGCCCAUUCAGGUUCAGGUGCAGGUGAACAGGCAGGCGGUGGCAGUGCCCUACAAGAAGUACGGGCUGGAGGUGUCCAAGUCUGGCAUCAACUACGUGGUGGACAUCCCCGAGCUGGGCGUCCUCGUCUCCUACAAUGGCCUGUCCUUCUCCGUCAGGCUACCCUACCACCGGUUCGGCAACAACACCAAGGGCCAGUGCGGCACCUGCACCAACACCACCUCGGAUGACUGCAUUCUGCCCAGCGGGGAGAUCAUCUCCAACUGUGAGGCUGCAGCCGACCAGUGGAUAGUGAACGACCCCUCCAAGCCACGCUGCCCCCACAGCAGCUCCACGACCAAGCGCCCGGCUGUCACUGUGCCCGGGGGCAACAAAACGACCCCACACAAAGGCUGCACCCCAUCUCCCCUCUGCCAGCUCAUCAAGGACAGCCUGUUUGCCCAGUGCCACGCGCUGGUGCCCCCACAGCACUACUACGACGCCUGCGUGUUCGACAGCUGCUUCGUGCCAGGCUCGAGCCUGGAGUGCGCCAGUCUGCAGGCCUACGCAGCCCUCUGCGCCCAGCAGGGCGUCUGCCUCGACUGGCGGAACCACACGCAUGGGGCCUGCUUGGUGGAGUGCCCGUCUCACAGGGAGUACCAGGCCUGUGGCCCUGCAGAAGAGCCUACGUGCAAAUCCAGCUCCUCCCAGCAGAACAACACAGUCCUGGUGGAAGGUUGCUUCUGUCCUGAGGGCACCAUGAACUACGCCCCUGGCUUUGAUGUCUGCGUGAAGACCUGCGGCUGUGUGGGACCUGACAAUGUGCCCAGAGAGUUUGGGGAGCACUUUGAGUUCGACUGCAAGAACUGUGUCUGCCUGGAAGGUGGAAGUGGCAUUGUCUGCCAGCCCAAGAGGUGCAGCCAGAAGCCUAUUACCCACUGUGUGGAAGAUGGCACCUACCUCGCCACAGAGGUCAACCCUGCUGACACCUGCUGCAACAUUACUGUCUGCAAGUGCAACACUAGCCUGUGCAAAGAGAAGCCUCCCGUGUGCCCGCUGGGAUUUGAAGCAAAGAGCAAGAUGGUGCCUGGCAGGUGCUGCCCCUUCUACUGGUGUGAGUCCAAGGGGGUGUGCGUUCACGAGAAUGCUGAGUACCAGCCCGGUUCUCCAGUUUAUUCCUCCAAGUGCCAGGACUGCGUGUGCACGGACAAGGUGGACAACAGCACCCUGCUCAACACCAUCGCCUGCACCCAUGUGCCCUGCAACACCUCCUGCAGCCCGGGCUUUGAACUCGUGGAGGCCCCCGGGGAAUGCUGCAAGAAGUGUGAACAGACGCACUGUAUCCUCAAGCAGCCUGACAACCAGCACGUCAUCCUGAAGCCUGGGGACUUCAAGAGCGACCCCAGGAACAACUGCACGUUCUUCAGCUGCAUGAAGAUCAACAACCAGCUCGUCUCGUCCAUCUCCAACAUCACCUGCCCAGACUUUGAUGCCAGCAUUUGUGUCCCGGACUCCAUCACAUUCAUGCCCAAUGGAUGCUGCAAGACCUGCAUCCCUCGCAAUGAGACCAGGGUGCCCUGCUCCACCGUCCCCGUCAUCACGGAGGUUUCGUACGCCGGCUGCACCAAGAGCGUCUUCAUGAAUCAUUGCUCCGGGUCCUGCGGGACAUUUGCCAUGUACUCAGCCAGGGCCCAGGUCCUGGACCACAGGUGCUCCUGCUGCAGAGAGGAGAAAACCAGCCAGCGUGAGGUGGUCCUGAGCUGCCCCAAUGGUGGCUCGCUGACACACACCUACACGCACAUCGAGAGCUGCCAGUGCCAGGACACCAUCUGCGAGUUGCCCACCGAUACCUCCCGACGGGCCCGGCGCUCCCCCAGGCAUCUGGGGAGUGGGUGAACUGGGUGGGCACAGCCACCCUUCACUGCCCUCCACAGCUCUGCCUCCCCCGGACCCUUUGAGCUUCCUGGCCUCCUAAGCUUGGCUUCCUCUCUUCAGAUAUUUAUUGUCUGAGUCUUUGUUCAGUCUUUGCUUUCCAAUAAUAAACUCAGGCAGAC